UCCGCAGGAAGAAGGAAGCGAUGCCGCAGUCUCCUCCCGGCACUCCCUCCCCGCCUGCUAAGUCCGCCGGCUGUCACCAUGUCUGCCUCGGCCGUCUUCAUUCUCGACGUCAAAGGCAAGCCCUUGAUCAGCCGCAACUACAAGGGCGAUGUGGCAAUGAGUGAAAUCGAACACUUUAUGCCUCUACUUGUGCAGCGGGAAGAGGAAGGUGCCCUAGCUCCUCUGCUGAGCCAUGGCAAAGUUCACUUCCUAUGGAUCAAACACAGCAACCUCUACUUGGUGGCCACCACACUGAAGAAUGCCAAUGCCUCCCUGGUGUACUCCUUCCUCUACAAGACCGUGGAGGUAUUCUGUGAAUACUUCAAGGAGCUGGAGGAAGAGAGCAUCCGAGAUAACUUUGUCAUUGUCUAUGAGCUGUUGGAUGAGCUCAUGGACUUCGGCUUUCCCCAGACCACCGACAGCAAGAUCCUGCAGGAGUACAUCACACAGCAGGGCAACAAGCUGGAGACAGGCAAGUCACGGGUGCCACCAACUGUCACAAAUGCUGUGUCUUGGCGCUCUGAGGGCAUUAAGUACAAGAAGAAUGAGGUCUUUAUUGAUGUCAUAGAGUCUGUUAACCUGCUGGUCAAUGCCAAUGGCAGCGUCCUGCUGAGCGAGAUCGUGGGCACCAUCAAGCUCAAGGUCUUUCUAUCCGGAAUGCCAGAGCUGCGACUUGGCCUCAAUGAUCGUGUGCUCUUUGAGCUCACUGGCCUUUCAGGCAGCAAAAACAAGUCUGUGGAGCUAGAAGAUGUCAAAUUCCACCAGUGUGUGCGGCUCUCGCGCUUUGACAAUGACCGCACCAUCUCCUUUAUCCCUCCCGAUGGUGAUUUUGAGCUCAUGUCUUACCGCCUCAGCACGCAGGUUAAACCGCUGAUCUGGAUUGAGUCUAUCAUUGAGAAGUUCUCUCACAGCCGUGUGGAAAUCAUGGUCAAGGCUAAGGGGCAGUUUAAGAAGCAGUCAGUGGCCAACAGUGUGGAGAUCUCUGUUCCAGUACCUAGUGAUGCUGACUCCCCACGCUUCAAGACCAGUGUGGGCAAUGCCAAGUACGUGCCGGAGAAGAAUGUCGUUAUUUGGAGUAUUAAAUCCUUCCCGGGGGGCAAGGAAUACCUGAUGCGAGCCCACUUUGGGCUCCCCAGCGUGGAGAAGGAGGAGGUGGAGGGUCGGCCUCCCAUUGGAGUUAAAUUUGAGAUCCCCUACUUCACUGUCUCCGGGAUCCAGGUUCGAUACAUGAAGAUCAUUGAGAAAAGUGGUUACCAGGCACUGCCCUGGGUUCGCUACAUCACCCAGAGCGGAGAUUAUCAACUUCGUACCAGCUAGAAGUGAGAAGAGAUGGGAGCUUAAAUGUGGGGCUUCCCUCCCUGCUGCAGACUGUAGAGAGGGAGAGAAGGUGGGGUGUGUAUGUGUCUGGUGUCUGCUAAGUCUAGCAGGUCCCUGACUUGGUAGUUUCUCGCUCCCAGUACUUGUCCCCCUUCUUACCUCUUCUUUAUCCACAGCCUGGGAGGGAUACCUACUGUGCCUUCCUUACUCUUGGGGCUUUCCUCCCUUCCAAAUUCAUGUGAAGAAAUCAAAGAGGGGCUUGAAGUCCCUCUCAUGAGUGCCUUCUUGCAAUGACCUGCCUUAAUGGUUGUUGGGGGUCCCUCCCUCCUUCAUAGCUGCUGAGCCAGCAAGGCCCACUCCUCUGAGUUUUAAGAUGUUAUUAAAAAGAUGAAUCUA
Molecule: messenger RNA, 1752 nt
Organism: Otolemur garnettii (small-eared galago)
Lineage: Eukaryota; Metazoa; Chordata; Mammalia; Primates; Galagidae
Gene: AP1M2
Product: adaptor related protein complex 1 mu 2 subunit
Exons: 12
Coding region: 79-1356 (425 amino acids)
Biological process (GO): vesicle-mediated transport; intracellular protein transport
Cellular component (GO): clathrin-coated vesicle; clathrin adaptor complex
Molecular function (GO): clathrin-cargo adaptor activity
Source: RefSeq, a predicted model, not a curated record